Molecule: messenger RNA, 1353 nt
Organism: Aplysia californica (California sea hare)
Lineage: Eukaryota; Metazoa; Mollusca; Gastropoda; Aplysiida; Aplysiidae
Product: actin cytoskeleton-regulatory complex protein PAN1
Exons: 6
Coding region: 1-1296 (431 amino acids)
Biological process (GO): actin filament polymerization
Cellular component (GO): cytoplasm; actin filament
Molecular function (GO): microtubule binding; actin binding
Source: RefSeq, a predicted model, not a curated record
AUGUAUAAACACAAAAAUAAGACUGGUAAAAGUUCAGAAAAUGCCCAGAGACCAGGGUCAGAAGCCAGCACCAAGAGUGAUCAAACAUCAGAGGAUGGUUUAGCAGAACCAACUUCUCAUCCUCAACAAAGUUCUAGAAGUGAUUCUACACACAUUAGAAAAAGCUACUCAAGAAGAAAGGCUGCUCCUACUGCUCAAGUGCAGGAUGAAGCACUCAGUGCAUCAUCAGCCAAGAACUCAUCCUUGACACAAGAAAGUAACCCAAGCAAGAGCAGCCAUCUUAGUGCUCAGGAGGAUGCUGGAACUUCUCUUGGCGUUUCCAAAGUUAAAGUUCCACCUCAGCCGUUACCCGCUGCUUCUGUCCUUCCGACAGGGGAUAGAAAAAGCGCACCAUCACCCCAAUCCCAAACUGCCCCUUCUGCAGCUCCACCACCACCCCCCAGUGUCCCUCCCCCAGCUCCUCCCCCAGCUCCACCACCACCCCCCAGUGUCCCUCCCCCAGCUCCUCCCCCAGCUCCACCACCUCCCCCCAGUGUCCCUCCCCCAGCUCCACCACCGUCCGUCCCAGGUCCCCCUCCUCCCAUACCUCAAUCAAAUAGUGUUCCCAAAGCUGAUAAUAAAAAUAAAGUAUCACCUCUGGUGAAUGCAUUGCUGGCUAGGCCUCCUCAAGAAUAUGGAGCUGGAAGAGUUGUGCCACUUCAAACUGAUCUGUUGAAUCAGAAGCGCCAGCUGAAGAAGGUAGACCGCAAGGCAGAAUAUAAUCCAACAUCUCUGGCAAGAAAAGAGCUGUUUGAGGAUGAAUAUGAGAGGACUCUUGACCUUCCUCCAGAAUACCUUCCUCUUCAUGUUGUGAAGCCCGCUAUUGUGUCCCAGAAUGUGGCAGCGGAUUUGGUCACCCUCAACUUUAAUGGAAUCGAUCAGCUCACAGAUGUGCUGUUCAGUCUGUUGAUUGAAGGACACUCUACUUCAGUCAAUAGAUUUGCGAAUCUGAAAAAAUUGAUGCUGAAUGGCUGCAUCAAUGUGACGGACAGAGCCUUUGUUUGGAUUACAAGGCUUUUCCCUAAUCUCAUGAUGUUGGAGUGCAACGGCCUGAAGAAUGUGACAGAGAAAGGCAUACAUCUGGCUUUUUCCCAGCUGUCAAGUCUGCAGAAUGUAUCUGUGAUGGCUUGUGGAAUUUCGUGUAUUCCCGAUUCUAUAGUGGACUGUGCGGUACCCAGAGGAGCAAUUCAAUGGGCUGGUUGUCCGAUGAUCUCUCAGGGCAAAACAUACAUGACAACUUUCCACGGUAAAUAUUGAAGGGUUGCAAGUCUUGAAAAUAAGGAGACUCUUAGGGUUCUAAAAUGGAACAAAACA